Colletotrichum scovillei is the source of this 4788-nucleotide messenger RNA. Its product is annotated as hsp90-like protein. Gene Ontology annotation, biological process: phosphorylation; phosphorelay signal transduction system. The transcript is spliced from 3 exons. NCBI's taxonomy places the organism in Eukaryota, Fungi, Ascomycota, Sordariomycetes, Glomerellales, Glomerellaceae. Bases 514 to 4098 code for a protein of 1194 amino acids. The record is from RefSeq and is a predicted model, not a curated record. Gene Ontology annotation, molecular function: phosphorelay sensor kinase activity.
CCACCCUCAGCGGCCGGUCUUCUUUCUGCUCGCCCUUCUCAGCCCAUUCCAUUCCACCCAGUCACCCUCCGCUUCAACCGACACCAAGACAAUCCCUCGUCUGUCGGCCAAACUAUUCUCUCUUGUGACGAAUCUUCCAAUCCAAUUCUUGUUCCGUCCUCCACGCUCAUUUCGACUGUCGGCGCAUUUUGGCUCCCCUCAAUCCCACGGCCAGUCUCGCCUAUCAACCCCCCCGAAUACCGUUUGCAAGUCACCGCAAAUCCCUGCUGCUGCCGACGAAAAGCAAAACGAAACGCAUCUUUGGGGAAAUUGCGGAUACCCAGUCAACCGCCGCGACUUUUCCUCCUGGGCGACCGCGUGCCAAGCAACUCUUCGAGGAAGACUUGCCGCCAGCCAAGUCUGUCCCACGACAACACCACCGCGACGCAUCGAAAGUAGGAUACCGAGAAUCACCAUAGCAGACGAUGAAGGCCGCCCAGACACUGCCAGACUCCUCGUUAUAGUCUGUUCAAAAUGGGCGUCAGGGUCGCCAUUCGAGAACAGCUCGCCUUCCUUGUGGUGAUUGCCGUUCUCGUUGCUUUGAUGAUCCUCUCCGUCCCCGUCUGGAUCUAUGUCAAUCAGUUUGUCACCCAGGUCGAAGGGCGCGAACUCGCUCUUACUGCUUCGCUCAAGGCCUCACGCAUUUCUGCCGAGCUCGAACUCGUUCAGACAAGCAUCAUCACCAUUUCUUCCCGAAUCCUGAUUCAGAAUUCCUUGUUCACCUUCUACGAUGGAAACACCACAGACGCAAAUUGGGCUCAAGCCAAAGGCGAUCUUAACAGUGCGCUCAGCGUCGGCGGUCUCACGGGCCUAUUACAAGGGAGAAUCUAUUCACGGAACAUCACUGGCAACGGCUAUGGUCUACUCAACGUUACUGGAGAAAAGGUUCCUGAAAUCGCUUUGCCAUAUCCCGGCGCCAAUGGCUCCCAAAUUUUCCUUUCCGAUACCGCCGAGGGGUACCCGCCAGCCCUCUACCCGAACAUUACCUACGAAGAUCUAGGCCGUCAGAAUCAGUACAGGAAUAAUACUCGAGCUUAUGCAGCCAACGCGUUCGACGGAGUUAGGAUUUCCACAAACGGUGGUCUGCUACUUGGCCCUUUGAUUCUUAAUGAGACAACUGCCCUCAUCUCCAUUACCGUGCCGAUUCGUUACAACCAACAGCAGGAAUUUAUCCUAGGAUACAUGACGCUUGUCGCCACGGCGAGUUCUCUCAUCAGCAUCCGCAAUUCUCGUGAGGGUUUGGGGGAUACUGGACUGGUACUGCUCGUCGGGCCUACUGAGAAGUCGAACAGGUUCAAUUCCAGUAAUGCGGUCAGCAACAGCACCUACAAACCACCUACUGACGCACUCAACAACGUGCCGGUGAACUUUGUCCUUCCACCCAACCCACUAUCUGGGCAGGGUGACCGGCACGAUGAGAGAAGCUGGUCAGCGGGCAAGGACGACGACCCGUUCCCAAUGAAGGAUUAUCCGGCAGUUCUCGCCUCCUUUAGCAAGCAGAUCGCGGCACCAAACAACUCAAGUUCGAUGCUUUCUACGAAUAACGAACAGGGUCUUCCGGUGGCUGUGGGUUUUGCAAGAACCAACACCGCACUCGUUAACUGGACUGUGGUCGUGGAACAAGCCAAAUCAGAGGCCGACGCUCCCAUUGAGACAUUGCGGAAUAUUAUUCUGGGAUGUGUUUUCGGCACCGCAGGCCUCAUCAUAAUCCUCAUCUUCCCUUGCGCACAUCUUAGCGUGAUGCCCAUCAGGAGACUCAAGUCGGCGACGGAGAAAUCGAUCCAGCCACCGGGAUAUGAGGAUGGGUAUUAUUCCGAAUUCGAUGGCGACGAAACUCCUGGAUCGGGUGGAAUUUCAUCACGAACACAACGUUCCAAGAAGGAUGGCAUCAUCACCAGUAUCUUCAAGCUCGUAGGGUACAAGCCCAAGGAGAAACCCGCCUCAGAGCACGAUCGCGAUUCGACCCGACGCAUUUUCAAAAUCCCUGGCAAGGUCACUGACCGAAAACACUUCAUCACCGACGAAUUGACCGAGCUGACGGAGACCUUUAACGAUAUGAGUGACGAGCUGGUCAAACAGUACCUUUCCCUGGAUCAAAAAGUCUUGGAACGGACCCGUGAGCUUGAAAUCAGCAAGAAGGCCGCCGAAGCCGCCAACGAAAGCAAGACGCUCUUCAUUGCAAACAUUUCACACGAACUGAAGACACCCCUUAAUGGUAUUCUUGGCAUGUGUGCCGUGUGUAUGGAGGAGAGCGAUAUUCUCAGGAUCAAGCAGUCGCUCAAGACACUUUACAAGUCAGGCGACUUGCUACUUCAUUUACUCGAGGAUCUCCUAAGCUUUUCCAAGAACCAGAUUGGGCAACAACUGAACCUGGAAGAGAAGGAAUUCCGACUUGCCGACAUUAGAUCCCAAAUCUUGACCAUCUUUGACAAACAAGUCAAAGAAGGCCGAAUCACCUUGACCGUCAACUUCCUCGGCUCUGAAGCGAUCGAACUGAGCAGUAGCCCGGAAAGAACCAGCACCGACAACAGACUACCGGCUCUGGGACCGCAUGGAACCGGUAGAUUGAAGGAUAUGUGUCUAUGGGGUGACCAGCAUCGCAUUCUACAGGUCAUUAUCAACCUAGUGAGCAACAGUGUCAAGUUCACGCCAGCAGGCGGACGGGUUGAUGUCCGCAUCAAGUGUAUCGGCGAGGUGGAAACCCCACCGGCAAAUGAUGGCAGCCGGUCGUCAUCGUUCUCGAAGGAAUCUAGACGACAGGGCAGAGGCCGACACCGAACGAACAACAGCUCAAAUCCAUCUGUGAGCUCUAGGGGAGGCUCGACUUCUGAACCCGUCAAGGGCACUGCUCUAAGCAUUAACCCGAUGGAGCCCAAGUCAACACCUCACAUUCAGGUUCGGGAGCGAUCUCCUACGCCGCCACCACCUGGUGCGAAGGCCUUUAUAUUCGAGUUCGAAGUGGAAGACACCGGCCCCGGUAUUGCUGAACACAUGCAGCAGAAGGUCUUUGAACCCUUUGUUCAAGGCGACCUAGGGUUGAGCAAGAAGUUUGGCGGAACAGGCCUGGGAUUGAGUAUCUGCCACCAACUUGCAAGUCUGAUGGGUGGAUCUAUUUCGCUGAAAAGCACUGUCGGGGUUGGCACGACGUUCACUAUGCAAAUUCCCUUGAAAUAUGUCAAGGACAGGGCCUCGAGCACCGCUUCUAGCAGCAUCAAGUCUCGGCCUCCAAGUGUCGAUGCCAUCGAAGGCAUCGACAGUGUUCAAAACGCGAAGCGCAACUCCGGCGGGGCUCCCGUCAGCCCACCUAUCAAGCCAGCCGGAGAAACAACUGCAAAGAACCUACUUGAUCAACAACCGAGACUAGUCGGACUCAGCCAGCCUUUCUUCGCGUCGAACCCAGCGCCUAAAGCCAAGCGGAACACAAAACAGCAGCAAAUGGCAGCCAUCGAUCGGGCAAUGGCUACGAAGGCCAACAAGGAAGGAAAGCUACGGGUGCUCGUUGCGGACGACAAUUCGACAAAUAUUGAGGUUGUCAGCAAAAUGUUGAAGCUUGAGGACGUCUACGAUGUCACCAUCGCCAAGGACGGCCAGGAAGCGUAUGACCUAGUUAAGGCGAACAUGGAUAAAAAUCAAGGAUUCGACGUCAUCUUUAUGGACAUUCAGAUGCCCAAUCUCGAUGGCCUGCAAUCGACAAAACUCAUCCGCAAGAUGGGUUACAAAGCUCCUAUCGUGGCAUUGACCGCCUUCUCAGAAGAAAGCAACGUCAAAGAAUGCAUGGAGAGCGGCAUGGACGAGUUCCUGAGUAAGCCCAUUAGACGGCCUGCGCUGAAGCAGGUCCUCAAGAAGUUUGCGACGAUUCCGGAAGAGCCCGAAACAGCGAGCUUGUCAAGGAAAACGACACCAGAGAAACCCACGACGGCAAAGCCAGCAGCUGCUAACGGCAGCGGGCCAGCAGUUGCGCCGGAGAUGAACGAGAAAGGGGAUGCGAUCCAUCCGGUUGGGAAUGGAGCCGCGACUGCGCCCUCAUCCGAACAACCCCUAUCGGAGAAGGGGCCAUAAUUGACGCUUAAUGACUUUUCAGCAGCAGGCAGAGUGAUACUCGGUUUUGAGAUGCCUGACAGCACAUGUUCGCAUAGGAUUCCCCCUUUUCCCUUCGUUUGGAAGCGACAUACAAAAGUUGGCGUUAGGGCGUUGAUUUUUGUUUUUGAUCUUUUCACAUUCCCUUUUGUGUACGUAUUCGUAAUGACCCUGCUCGGUCUUCGAGGCACCGAAGCAGGGCUGCUCAGGCUAAGCUUGGGCAUGUGUCAACAUUCUCUCUUGGGAACGAAAAACGGGUUGGGAUGGUACACUGUGACCAGGUAGUAGGGGUUCGGUCCCCUUGAAGAAAAAGGGCGGGCAAACAUUCGUUGCUGGCAAGCAUAAGCGAUACAUCAGAGAGGGGAGGCAGCGACGCAUACGGAGGGUUUUUUAUUUUCUUUUCAACUUGUCAUAUGGGCGGCGUUCCGGGCGUACACGAAGAAAUCCGGACACGCAUAGGGCUUCCUCCUUCCCCCCGACGGGGCAUGGAACUCUGGGGAGGACAGGAGGGGUUGGCGAGCUAAACACGCACACGGGUGAAAGAAGACACGACGGAAGAGACACCAAGAGCAGAGCAGCGCAGCACAGAGAAGAGGGGAGAGAAAGAGAGACACGGAGAGAGAGAGAGGGACAGAGUUGUUGGACAUGGGUACAUUUUCAUGUCGAGUAAUG